Molecule: messenger RNA, 3144 nt
Organism: Propithecus coquereli (Coquerel's sifaka)
Lineage: Eukaryota; Metazoa; Chordata; Mammalia; Primates; Indriidae
Gene: CHIC1
Product: cysteine-rich hydrophobic domain 1
Exons: 6
Coding region: 80-751 (223 amino acids)
Source: RefSeq, a predicted model, not a curated record
UCGUUCCCCCUCCUCUUCCAGCACCUCAGCAGGUUCAAACUCUUCUCCGUGAGAGUGGCGGCGAUCGCGAGGUCACGUGAUGAGCAUCCUGCUGCCCAACAUGGCGGAGUUCGACACCAUCUCGGAACUGGAGGAGGAGGAGGAAGAAGAAGCAGCAACGUCGUCGUCGUCGCCGUCGUCGUCGUCGGUAUCUGGGCCCGACGAUGACGAGGAUGAUGAUGAGGAGGAGGAGGAGGAGGAGGAAGAGGAGGAGGAAGAGGAGGAGGAGGAAGAGGAGGAGGCGCCGCCCCCGCCUCGGGUAGUGAGCGAGGAGCAUCUGCGGAGAUAUGCCCCCGACCCUGUAUUGGUGCGGGGCGCCGGCCACAUCACUGUGUUUGGCUUGACCAACAAGUUUGAUACUGAAUUUCCCUCAGUUCUAACAGGGAAGGUGGCUCCAGAAGAAUUUAAGACCAGCAUUGGCCGUGUGAAUGCAUGUUUGAAAAAGUCUCUCCCAGUCAAUGUGAAAUGGCUGCUGUGUGGGUGUCUCUGCUGCUGUUGCACACUGGGUUGCAGUCUGUGGCCUGUUAUUUGUCUCAACAAAAGAACCAGAAGAUCAAUUCAGAAGUUAUUAGAAUGGGAAAAUAACAGAUUAUAUCACAAGCUUGCUUUGCACUGGAAGUUGACUAAAAGGAAAUGCGAAACUAGCAAUAUGAUGGAGUAUGUAAUACUAAUAGAAUUCUUACCAAAAUAUCCCAUAUUCCGACCUGACUGAAGAGUUUUAUCCAGUCACUUCUGUGUUAUCUGUCAUUUCCUACCCUUAGUGCCUUGUAGAUGAUUUUGGAAUGAAGAUGGUCUCCUUUGCUGUGUUCAAUUUACUGUUUAUAAUGGUAGAAUAUUCUCCUUGCUCUUUUAUUUGUGUUGGUUUAUGAAGAAAAUUUGCACAUCUUUUUUUGUUGUUAAAUGAGGCUUGUGUUUUGCACUCUCAAAUUUUAAAUACACACACACGUGUGCAUAUACGUAUAUAGAUAGUUGCCAUUAAAGAUAAAACAUCAGUGCUGGUGUUUAAAAAACAAAAACUUGUUCUGAGCAUGCUGCCUUAUAAUUUUCAUACGCACUGUUUCUAAAUAUGCAUCAUUUUUCUAGGCUACUUGAUGCUCUGUAAUCCCUUACUGGACACACUUAAAUAAGCUUUUGGUAGCUUUUAGAAAUGGUUUUACUCUGCUUUAAAGGACAUGCAAUUAAUAGCACUGGUUUUGUCCUGCACUUUGCUAAAUUAUCACUUAUGUUAGUGGAUAAAAUAUUUAACUCCUAAAGACUUGUAAAUAGUGUCUCUUUGCAUAAUGUAAAACGUGGUAUGCCAUGGUCUAUGGAAUGUAAUAUUCCUUUUACUGUAUUGCCAACAAUUCUGCAUAGAUUUGAAUAUGAAUGAAUUUUGCAAGUAUCCUUUUGAAUGUAGAGACUGUUAACAUGCUGUUGUAUGGCAAAGCCAUAAUAAGUAUGUUAAGAAUUUCAGGUGUAGGGCAGGGUGGCCCUUUGUAACAAGUGGAUUAACAUUGAAAUCAUUAUCUCAGAUAUUCUGCAUUGCACCUGAAACCAAGAACCUUAUUAUUUCCAUUUCAUUUAAUUCUCCACUCCCACUGCUAAAAGAAUUUUUUUGACAUCUGACACAUUUCACAGCCUCACCAUUCUUCAUUUAUUUCCCUUUAUGUAGCCUUUCCCUCAUUUGAAAAUACUCACAAUUAUGACCUUAAAGGAGUAUUUUGAGAUUUCAGACAUCUUGGGAGGUAUCCAUGAAAGCCCCUACUAACCGCUUUCUGGAGUUCUGAUAUUCUACUUUGGGAAAGAGGGAGAACUAACUGAGAAGUUGUACCUAAAGAAUAUAUGGUAGCCGAUUCAUAAUUGAUAAAAUAUUCUUAAUCCUCUUCUUGAGGAUCUUUUAAAAACAUUUGGAUAUUGUUAAUGAGAAAAGACCAAGUGUUUAGACAAAAGUCUUUUAGUUCAUAAAUCCACCACACAUGUAGCCAUUUCAUUGGUGCCUAUUUCUCUGUUUCUCUUCACAACUAAGAUGAGUGAAAAAGCACUAUAAGUCUACUAGAAUUUGAAAUUUUAGUAUAAUAAAAGCUUUAUAUCACAUUAAUUCAACUGCAAACGUAUGCCUCUGUAGGCAUUAUUUGUAAUUCAUAGUACUAAAAAUAAAUUAAAAGUGUCUGGGACUGAAUAUUUUAUUUGUCAUCUUACUCUUAAUUGCUUUUAGUAAGUUUUUUAGGCAAGCAUUCAUCCCAGUAAAGAGAACAAUCAUUUCUUCAUACAAGGUCUAGCCUUUUUAUACCACUUUUAAAAUUUAUGCCUAAUUUGAAACCCACAAUCCAGUUAAGAAAAAGAGGGGAAGAGGAGACACUGUUUGAUAUGUGACUAUAAUUGUUUGCAUACUUUUCCCCCUCCCUCUAAAGAGCCCCAUUACCUCUGUGCCACUCAGCCACCCCAGAUCUCUAAUUUUUAAUGUGUUGUAUAUGCCUGCAAAUACCAUGUAUCUGCCUGCUGCAAAAUUGAAGGUGUAUUUUUAUAGACAAGGUGGAAACCUCUGAAAAUGCAUACCAAAUGUCUUGUUUUAUAGCUAAGGUCAGGGAAAAAUUGUAUCCGUGGUUUAUUUUCCAGCUAAUGUCAUCAAAUUUAUGCUUCAGACUGUGACAUUUUAAUACCAAAAUUGAUUUCCAGCUUAAUACAAAAUGUCUAAUUAUUAUUGAUAGAAUAAUUGCUUUCAAGUGUCAAUCCUUAAAAAUCUUUUUUUCUGUAACCUUUGAAUUUGACCAUAUGGUGGUCAUAGUAGCUUUUUCUGCCAUGUAUAAAAUCAUACUUGGUUUUGCUCAAAGAACAAUAGGAAAUGGUAAAUCGUUUCCAUGAAACAAAUACUGAGAUGGGAAUAGAGUGUAUCUGGAGGUGACAGAGUAUAAUUCAACUCACAGUAGUAUAUGUCGUAAAAACCAUUUGCCAGCAUGUGUAAACUUACUUUUAAAGCCUAGUCUAAUCACUCUUAAAUUUAUCGUUUCAUUGUUUAUUAUGCUGGUCAACUCAUCGAAGUUUCUUGAACUACCCAGAAAACACCCAAUUUUCUUUUUUUUCUCUCUUAUGUGACUGCUUUUUCAAACUGUUUUUCCUUACAGGGGG